Molecule: messenger RNA, 1054 nt
Organism: Panicum hallii
Lineage: Eukaryota; Viridiplantae; Streptophyta; Magnoliopsida; Poales; Poaceae
Product: glycine-rich cell wall structural protein 2-like
Exons: 1
Coding region: 64-789 (241 amino acids)
Source: RefSeq, a predicted model, not a curated record
GCAUUUCAUCUCAUGCAUAUUUCCCUCUUCCCUCCACAUACCUGCUAGCUAGCUUAGCUCGCCAUGGCUACCGGUAAGCUCUUAGCUGUUGCUCUUGUUGUCAUGUUAAGCAUUGGAUUAACCAAUGCUAUUAGGGUGGUAAACCACGCCACUGCUAAUGGCCAAGGCAGAGGUGGGGGUGGCGGUAGCGGAACCGGAAACGCCUAUGGCUCAGGCUAUGGAUCUGGCUAUGGCUCUGGCAGUUCCUAUGAUAGUACUUCUCAGGGUCCUAGCAGUAGCUUCUCCUCUGCUAGUGGAGAUGGUGAGGGUUCUGGCGGUGGCGGUUGGCAAGGUUAUGAUCAAUAUGCCUCGGGUUACGGGGUAGGGGGUGCAUCUGGCUCAGGCCACGGUGACUCGGGUGAUUUUUACAGUAACGGGGCUUCAAAUUCAAAUGGACGUGGGGGUGGCGGUGGCUCCGGAGGAAGUUUCGGCAAUGGUUAUGGGUUUGGUGAUGGGGCAGGGAAUGGGCACGGUUCUGGCUACAGCAAUGGACCAUAUGGUUCCAGCAACGCAAAUAGUGGUGGACGUGGAGGUGGAAGGGGUGGUGGUCAUGAUGGUGGAUUUGGUCGUGGUUUUGGCAAGGGGUCAGGAAGCAGCAAUGGAGCUACUUGGGGUGGCUACUACAAUGAUGGCAAUGUCAGCGAACCACCACAGGCGGUCAGUGAACCACCACAGGCUAUUGGUGAUAGUGUCAGCGAACCACCGCAGGCCAUUGAUGGCGGUGCCAGCGAACCACCGCAGGCUUACUAAAAUAUCUUUUAUUUUGGAGUAAUGUCAGCCUUGGGUGAUACAUAGUUGUUCCGUCUUGUUUGAACUUGCAUAUUUCUCUACGAAUAAACCAUGCCAUCUGUUAGUUACAACUUACAUCUAGGUUGUACUAAUUGAGACAAUGUGGCUAUGAUGCAUGCUAGUGACCGAUGCCCCAAAGCAUGUUUAGUUGUAAUUCCUUAAUCCAUGGAUAUGAAUGCUUUGCUUUGAUCAAGAAGUAAUGAAAUCUGAUUUGCUUGGAUAUUAA